Messenger RNA from Syzygium oleosum, 3619 nucleotides. Its product is annotated as pentatricopeptide repeat-containing protein At4g19440, chloroplastic. The transcript is spliced from 5 exons. NCBI's taxonomy places the organism in Eukaryota, Viridiplantae, Streptophyta, Magnoliopsida, Myrtales, Myrtaceae. The coding region runs from base 247 to 2805 and encodes 852 amino acids. The record is from RefSeq and is a predicted model, not a curated record. Gene Ontology annotation, molecular function: protein binding.
ACUGCCAUCAAAGAGCUAGCACAAACCCCAGAAGAACCUCAAAUGGUGUCCGUUGCUCCGCGUGGCCUCUCCGUCGCCGCUCCCCGCCGCCGCCGCCCAAUCCUCCUCCUCCUCCUCCGCCCCGACCAACUCCGCCCGACGCUGCCGCUGCUCCUCCUCCUCCCCGUCCCCCCGUCUCCUUCGCUGCCACCUCCUCCACCCUCAUGAGUUCCCACUCCGGGUCGCUCGGAUCAACCCCGCUCGCGCAUGGAUUUGAGGAGGCUCGUCCCGGCGAAGCCCUCCCUCGCCGCCGUCCCUUCCGUCGCUCGCCCCUUGAUCAGCUUCUCCUCCGAUGCCCCGUCCCCUCUCCGCCCCGACCGCCGCCGCUCCGGGCAGCCGUCGCCCGGUGAUCCCCGACCCGAGCCUCCUGGGGGCUCGGUCGAACCGGCUCCUUCGACCCUGUCGAGUCGGCGGCUCGAUCAGGGCGUGCUCAAGUCCGUGUCGUCGAUGCUGUCGAGCUCGCGCCUCGCCCAUUCCCAGUGUAGGUCGGUGAUUGCGCGGUUGUCUCCCGUUGAGUUCGAUCGGGUGUUUUUCGCGGUCCGGUCGGACGUUAAGAUGAAGACCACCCUCAAGUUCUUUUACGUCGCGGCUCAGUCCUUCAAGUUCCCGUUCACCGUCCGGACGUACUGCAUUUUGGUUCUCCUGCUCAUUGAUUCGGACCGUUUGCCGCGUGCGAGGUGGUUAUUGACAGAGUUGAUUCUUGGGAAGCUGCCUGUUUCGAGUGCGGAUCUCGGGAAUCGACACAUUGAGUUGGCUGCUGUGUUGGCGGAGCUGAACGCAGUGUCUGGUCCGGCCGUCGGAGCUCGGGCAUUGGAUACGUUGAUACAUGUUUGCUGUACCCAAUUUCAGGAUAAGGGUUCUGGUUAUGCUAUUGAUGCGUUUAGGAUAUUAGCUGAUAAGGGUUUGUUCCCAUCUUUGAAGACUUGCAAUUUUCUGUUGAGUUUUUUGGUCAAGGCGAACGAGCUUGAGAAGUGCUACGAAGCAUUUGAAGCCAUGCUUUGCGGUGUUUCUCCGGAUGUUAAUUUAUUUAGCAUUGCAAUCAAUGCAUUUUUCAAAGGAGGGAGAGUGGAAGAUUCUAUCCGAUUGUUUACGAGAAUGGAAGAGUCGGGGGUGUCUCCAAAUGCGGUUACGUGCAAUAGUAUGAUUGAUGGUCUUUGCAAGAACGGGAGAUUAGAUGCUGCAUUGCAGUUUAAAGCGAAGAUGAUAGAAAAAGGUGUGAAUCCGAAUCUUAUAACUUAUAGCAUUCUGAUUAACGGCCUCAUGAAAUUGGAGAGAUUUGAUGAGGCCAAAAUAUUCAUGGGAGAAGCAUCUGAUAGAGGGUUUGUUUUGAACGAUGUUGUAUACAACCCUCUGAUAAGUGGGUAUUGUAAAGCAGGAAAAAUCAGCGAGGCACUAGAGAUUAUUGAGGAUAUGACGUCCAAGGGUAUGAGUACCAAUCCAGUAACUUUAAAUUCUCUUUUACGGGGUUAUAUCAUAAAAGAUCAGAUGGAGAGCGCUGAGCUCCUUUUGGAGGAGAUGCUACUGAAGGGGCUAGCUGUAAAUCCUGGUGCUUUUAAUUCAGUGGCUAGCUGGUUAUGUAGGAGUUCUAAAUUCGACCAUGCUCUGAGACUUAUUAGGGAAAUGUUAUCGAGAAAUUUAAAGCCCAAUGACGCAGUGUUGACCACAUUGCUCGGCGGACUUUGUAAAGUUGGAAAAAUUUCGGAUGCAGUGGAACUUUGGUUCUCGCUACUAGGAAAAGGAUUUACAGCCAACACAGUCACAUCCAACGCUUUGAUUCAUGGACUUUAUAUAGCUAAUAAUAUGGAAGAGGCUUUUAGGAUCCUCAAGGAGAUGGUAGAAAGGGGUUUGGUGUUGGAUAUAAUAACAUACAACAUACUCAUCUUGGCUUUUUGCAAGAAAGGAAAAGUCGAGAAAGGUUUCAAGUUGAGGGAUGAGAUGGUUAAGGGAGGCAUUCCGGCUGACAUCUUUACCUACAAUUUGCUACUACAUGGCCUUUGUGACCUGGGUGACAUAGAGAGAGCUACUAAUCUCUGGGAUGAAUGCAAAAGAGCUGGUCUGACUCCUGAUAUAUACACUUAUGCAAUCAUGAUGGAUGGUUACUGCAGAGCUGGCAAACUUGAAAAAGGAGAAAACCUUUUCAAUGAAUUGGUCAUGAAGAAAGUGCAACUAAAUUCUAUUGUUUAUAACAUACUGAUCAGAGCAUAUUGCAGGAACGGAAAUACUUUGGUAGCCUUGCAACUGCGCGAUGCAAUGAGAACUGAGGGCAUUCCACCGACUUCUGUCACUUAUGGUACCCUGAUGCAUGGACUGUGCACGAAUGGUUCUGUUGAGGAAGCAAGAUCCAUCUUGAGUGCAAUGAUCAAGGAAGGUGUCCAGCCAGAUGUUUUCUGUUGCACCACCAUCAUCAAUGGCUAUUUCAAGCUAGGCCAGAUGGAUAAGGCUGAGGCCAUGUUGCUGGAAAUGUCUUCAAAUAACAUACACCCCAAUAAAGUUACCUAUACUGUGAUGAUUAAUGGAUAUCUUAGAUGUGGUGAUAUGAUAAAAGUAACUAAGUUUCUGAAUGAGAUGGCAGUAAAUGGGAUUGCUCCUGAUAUCAUUACUAGCAAUGUCUUGGAAAAUGGGUUAAGCAAACUGGGGAAGGUGGAUGAAAUUUCUGAAAUGUGUGACCAGGUGUGUGGCAGAGGAGUACUGUCCAACAAAAUCACAUAUACCACGUUGAUUAAUGGAUGGCUUCAGAGGCCAAAUAUUAGAUAUCCAGGGCCAUGAGGAAGAAUCUUGUGCUUAAUUCUCAACACCUGUGAUUUUGGAACAAGUUCUUGGUCUGUCUGGUGAAUUUCGAGAAUGUGCUUAUCCUACUUAAGCAUCUGCUGAAGUAACGAUCAUUUGAUUUGGAUCUGUCACCACGCUGCACGGACCGAGCAUCAUCAACCUGAUAUGUGAAGAUAAUGUCACUCCUUAGAAUUGUCUACACUGGAUUGCGUCUGUGAUUGGUGGCCGUUGGAGGUUUGCCCGAUGACCAUACAAAAGCUCCCCCCUGCACAGCUGAGAUUACAAGUAUUUUCAGGCUCCCGCGCUGCUGAGUUAGUUCGACUUGCGAGAAGAACCGAAUCAGAGCGACUCGAACACAUAUCCAAAGAGUUGAAGGGGCCAAGAGGCGGAACUUCUCUUGCUGUGGAAAAAGUCGCCGAAUUCGGACUCCAGCUCUCGUGCCGUGAGGUCAUGCUCGGAUUUUUCUCUUAUCGAGGGGAGGUGCUUCACAAGGAACUCGAUCCCUCGCCUCGUCAUUUUGCUGGAGAGGAUGACAAGAGCCGAGCGGGAAAGGGAAGACAAGUUUCAGUUCAGCCCAUGGUAUUAUCCAAGAGGGGGGUCCAAGACAAGGGUCAGAAGCUAAACGACAUUGCGUGAAAAAGCUGGGGUUGGGUCAUUGCGACAACGACGGACGGCAAAACGCAACGUCGUUCAUGCAAUCCAGAGCCGUCCCUUUUCCAUAUGCAUGUAUAGCUGUGCAUGCCACACGAUUCUUUUGAUGAUUACACGAGUGGUAGGAAAAAUGGAAAUAAAAAAAUCCGAUUCCAUUUAA